Molecule: messenger RNA, 1156 nt
Organism: Rhipicephalus microplus (southern cattle tick)
Lineage: Eukaryota; Metazoa; Arthropoda; Arachnida; Ixodida; Ixodidae
Product: sulfotransferase ssu-1
Molecular function (GO): sulfotransferase activity
Source: RefSeq, a predicted model, not a curated record
ACGACACGAAAGCCUGUGACUUAAAAGAAACGUACUGGUUUGUUUCGCAGAGACAAGGUUUCUUGAUCGAAGCAGCGAUGAAGGACAGGCAGAGGCCGUUCUAUAAAAUAUUCAAUGGCCACCGGAUUCCAGGAGCGUUUUCGGAGGGGGCACUGGAAGGAUUUCUACGCUACCACCCGGCCGAUGACGACAUAUUCAUCAUGACCUUCCCAAAAUGUGGCACCCGCUGGACUCACAUGAUGCUCUCGAAAACUCUACAGGUCUGCCGACACUUGUCACCAAGACCGUUCAUCCUCGCCGAGCGAGAGGGCGUGGCCGCCAUUCUGGCAGCACCGAGGCCCCGAGUCGUCUGUGCUCACCUCCCUUUUCGUCUUACGCCCAGAAACGAGCGCACCAAGUACGUGUACGUGGUCAGGAACCCCAAGGACUGCUGCGUUUCGUUUUUCCAUCACACGAGAUCACAUGCCAGCUACGGGUUCGCGGACGGCACCUUCAAGGAGUUCUUCGAGAUCUUUCUCGAUGGCUUGACAGACUUCGGCAACUACUACGAGAACUUGAAGUCGUGGUACGCUCGCAAAGACGACCCGAAUGUCUUGUUCAUGACGUACGAGUCUAUGAAAUUCGACACCAGAGGUUCGGUCAUCAAGUUGGCAAGGUUUGUAGAUGAGCGGCUUGCCAUUGCGCUGGAAGAAGAUAACGACAAGAUGAUGUCUGUGUUGGAGGCGUGCAGCGUGGAAAGCAUGAGGAAAGGACUUCAGGGACACUUGAUAAGAAAAGGCGUGGUAGGCGAUUGGAAGAACUACUUUUCGCACGAGCAGUCGCGAAGGAUUGAAGGGAGAUUCAUGCUUGAAAUGAAGGGGACGGAUAUACCUGAUCUGUGGAGGGACGUUGACUGGAAACUUCCCGUACCGAACGGCGCCUCAGUGCUCUGACGAAUAUUUAUGGAAGCUUGCUGCUGGUAGAAGGCCACAAAGAAAAAAAAGAUUCUUGUCAUAGGAAUAACAAUUCAGAACUAUGCCUGUAACACAGACGCUUCAUGGCAGGUUUUACAACAUCGUACAUCGUAUGUGAUAUAGUAGUAUUGUACUGAGAACGCCUGACGGGUGAUAUGACACGGAUGUUUUGUACUCAUUCUAUAUGCAAGAAUUUAACCAAA